ACAAACUAACGAAUCAACAAAAGGCAUAAAUGUGUUUUUUUUGUGUGUGUGUUUUUGUCGGCGCACCUUGAUCCGGUGAAACUUAAUUGGUCUCCGAUUUUCACUUAAAUCCAGUUUAUAUUUUAUUAAUUGUUUACUUAAUAUUCAUAUUCUUUCCUGAUAUCUGAGAGAUGUGGACUUUUUUGGGACUCGCAAGCUUCACGUAUUUGUACAAAAAGUCCGGAGCUGUUUGGACAUUGGCUCAGAAAGAGCUUGUGACCGCUGUCGUCUUGUUUCUGUUAGUUGGACUGUUGCUGUCUUAUUGUCGAUAUUUUCAUGGCCACAAACUUAGCAGAGUCUCUCAGCUGUUGAGCACACCUCUGAGCCUCUUGGCCCUCUUGCCUGUCAUCAACCAUCUCAUCCCUCAAAGUUCACCACGGAGGAGUCAAGAUGCUGACAACACGUGUCAAAAGAGCCCAAGAAGAAGGAAACAAGUGGCUCAUGGGUCUUCCACACACACCUCACAAGUGGGCUCAACUGGGCUCGGGACAGACGUCGAGCCAGAUGUAGUGAUCGUGGGAGCCGGGGUCCUUGGCUCGGCGAUGGCGGCCGUGCUGGCGCGAGACGGGCGGAGGGUAACGGUGGUGGAGAGAGACCUGAAGGAACCCGACAGGAUAGUGGGGGAGCUUCUACAACCCGGAGGCUAUCGAGCGCUCAAAGAGCUGGGCCUGGAAGGCUCAGUGGAGGGUCUGGAUGCUCAUCUAGUGAACGGUUACGUGAUCCAUGACAUGGAGAGCAGCACGGAGGUGGAGAUUCCGUACCCUCAGGCUCAGGAGAGCAUCCAGUGCGGACGCGCUUUCCAUCAUGGCCGUUUCAUCAUGGGCCUGCGCAGGGCUGCCCAGGCUGAGCCCAAUGUCACAUUCAUAGAAGGCACUGUGACCAGUCUGGAGGAGGAGGAUGGCUGUGUGACGGGGAUUAAGUACAAGGACAAAAACAGUGGAGAUGUGAAGGAGGUGCAUGCAGCCCUGACAGUGGUGGCUGACGGAUGUUUCUCCAAAUUUAGGAAGAAUCUGGUCUCGGGAAAAACUCACAUUUCUUCUCACUUUGUUGGAUGCCUAAUGAAGGACUGCCCCCAGUUUAAAGCCAACCACGCUGAAUUAGUGCUGGCCGACCCCAGUCCUGUGCUCGUCUAUCAGAUCUCCUCCAGUCACACUAGAGUGCUUGUGGACAUAAGAGGGGAGAUGCCAAGAAACCUUCCUCAACACUUGGCCGAGAAAGUAUACCCUCAGCUGCCAGAGCAUUUAAAAGACGCUUUCAUGGAGGCUCUACAGAACGACCGCGUCAGGUCCAUGCCAGCCAGCUACCUCCCUCCUUCCCCUGUCAACAAGUCAGGCGUAUUGCUCCUUGGUGACGCUUACAACAUGAGACACCCUCUCACUGGAGGAGGGAUGAGCGUCGCUCUCAAUGACGUCCGCAUCUGGAGGAGCCUGCUUUGGAACAUUCCAGACUUGAGCGAUGACAAAGCCCUGCGGCAGGCACAGAAGAAAUUCCACUGGGAGCGCAAGUCAUCACAUUCUUUCGUGGUGAAUGUGUUGGCCCAGGCUCUAUACGAGCUAUUUGCAGCCACAGACGAGUCACUACAUGAGCUAAGAAAAGCCUGCUUUCAGUACUUCAAACUUGGAGGAGAGUGCAUUGCUGGACCAAUUGGACUCCUCUCAGUUUUGUCACCCAGACCAAUGAUCCUCAUCGGACACUUCUUUGCUGUGGCCUUGUACGCUGUGUAUUUCAACUUCAAGUCAGAAUCCUGGAGCACCAAACACAGAGCUUUAUUUAAAAGUGUCACAAUCCUUUUCCGAGCCUGCACCGUCAUGUUCCCCCUCAUCUACUCUGAGCUCAAGUACCUGGUGUACUGAAGGGCUCCACCAUAGGGUGCACAAGGACAAGACCCUGUCUUAAUAUUGUGUCAACCUUUGCAAAACUAGUAUUUUUUGAUGUCUUCACUUGGGAGUGCUUUCACCAACAGCAAAACUCGAGUGAAUUUUACAAAUGACUUUGCCUACAGUACUUGUUCAUGUGGAGAAACAUCUUUUUUUUGUACAUCCCCAAUGAUUUGCCGAAGUGGUGCCAAUGGACAAAUGAGGAAGGUUAUUUUCCCUGAUAAUAAACACUUCUGCCUAUUAUGGUGAACUUGUUGGUUUAGAGGUUGCCGAUUUGGGAUUUUCAAAAGCCGAUGCCAAUACAGGUA
Messenger RNA from Corythoichthys intestinalis (scribbled pipefish), 2224 nucleotides. It is a transcript of the gene sqlea, whose product is annotated as squalene epoxidase a. The coding region runs from base 171 to 1892 and encodes 573 amino acids. The transcript is spliced from 11 exons. Gene Ontology annotation, biological process: sterol biosynthetic process; cholesterol metabolic process. Gene Ontology annotation, cellular component: membrane; endoplasmic reticulum. Gene Ontology annotation, molecular function: flavin adenine dinucleotide binding; squalene monooxygenase activity. NCBI's taxonomy places the organism in Eukaryota, Metazoa, Chordata, Actinopteri, Syngnathiformes, Syngnathidae. The record is from RefSeq and is a predicted model, not a curated record.